UAGUAAGUAAAGAAGAAAGCCAAAAAUAGAGAAAGUGAAAGAAAGAAAACAUUCUGCAAAAACCUAAGCAUCAUUUCUCUCUUUCUUGCGCGCCGCCGCCACCUUCUUUCCGAUACACCGCCGUAAACCAUGGCGGUUCAUUGCUUCAAACCCAUCGAUAAUGCUUUCAUGACACCCACAAACACCACCACUUUGAUACCCACAAAGCCAAAGUCAUCCCCUUUAUCAUUAUUUCAAUUACCCAAGUCAAAACCCAUCCAUUUUGUAUCAUCUGCAACACGCCCACCAACUGUUUGUUUAAAUGCCUCAAAGAAUACCCAGUUGGAAAAAGAUGAAGAUUUUCGAAAACCCAAUGUGGGUAAGCGAACUGACAUCAAAAAGAUUAUGAUUCUUGGUGCUGGACCAAUUGUUAUUGGGCAAGCUUGUGAAUUUGAUUAUUCUGGUACUCAAGCUUGUAAAGCUUUAAGAGAAAAUGGCUAUGAAGUUGUGCUUAUUAAUUCAAACCCUGCAACUAUUAUGACUGACCCUGAAAUGGCUGACAGGACUUAUAUUGAACCAAUGACACCUGAGUUAGUUGAGCAGGUUAUUGAGAAAGAGAGACCUGAUGCGAUUUUGCCCACGAUGGGAGGGCAAACUGCGCUUAAUCUCGCAGUUGCUUUAGCUGAAAGUGGUGUACUUGAAAAGUAUAAUGUUGAGUUAAUUGGUGCUAAACUUGAAGCCAUUAAGAAAGCUGAAGAUAGGGAGCUGUUUAAACAAGCUAUGAAAAAUAUCGGUAUUAAAACGCCUCCUUCUGGAAUUGGGACUACUCUGGAUGAGUGUUUGCAGAUUGCUAAUGAAAUUGGUGAGUUUCCUUUGAUUAUUAGGCCUGCUUUUACUCUAGGUGGUUCGGGGGGUGGGAUAGCUUAUAAUAAACAGGAAUUCGAGACGAUUUGUAAGUCGGGUCUUGCAGCUAGUGUGACAACUCAGGUUUUAGUUGAGAAAUCUUUGUUAGGAUGGAAAGAAUAUGAGCUUGAGGUUAUGAGGGAUUUAGCUGAUAAUGUUGUGAUUAUUUGUUCUAUUGAGAAUAUUGAUCCAAUGGGUGUUCAUACUGGCGAUUCGAUUACUGUUGCACCUGCACAAACUUUGACAGAUAAGGAAUACCAACGGCUUCGUGAUUAUUCUAUAGCGAUUAUUAGGGAAAUUGGAGUGGAAUGUGGUGGUUCUAAUGUACAGUUUGCUGUGAAUCCUGAAGAUGGUGAGGUUAUGGUUAUUGAGAUGAAUCCUCGGGUUUCAAGGUCUUCUGCUUUGGCUUCAAAAGCUACUGGUUUUCCUAUUGCAAAGAUGGCUGCCAAGUUAUCUGUUGGUUAUUCGUUGGAUCAGAUUCCGAAUGAUAUAACAAUGAAGACACCGGCUAGUUUUGAACCUUCUAUUGAUUAUGUUGUCACAAAGAUACCCAGAUUUGCAUUCGAGAAAUUCCCAGGAUCUCAGCCAGUGUUAACAACACAGAUGAAAUCCGUUGGUGAAUCCAUGGCAGUAGGACGCACAUUUCAGGAAUCUUUUCAAAAGGCGGUCAGAUCACUUGAAUGUGGCUACUCUGGCUGGGGUUGUGCACCGAUCAAGGAGCUCGAUUGGGAUUGGGAUAAGAUUAAAUACAGUCUACGGGUCCCUAAUCCUGACCGUAUCCAUGCUGUAUAUGCUGCAAUGAAAAGAGGCAUGAAAGUUGAUGCCAUUCAUGAAUUAAGUUUCAUUGACAAAUGGUUUCUAACACAACUUAAGGAAUUGGUGGAUGUUGAGCGAUAUAUUAUGGCAAAAAGUUUAUCUCAGCUCACUAAAGAUGAAUUCUAUGAAGUAAAAAAAAGAGGCUUUAGUGAUAAGCAGAUAGCAUUUGCUACAAAGUCGACAGAAAAAGAAGUUCGUGUGAAACGAUUGGAUUUAGGAGUUGCCCCUGCUUACAAACGUGUUGAUACAUGUGCAGCAGAAUUUGAGGCAAACACUCCUUACAUGUAUUCAUCUUAUGAUUAUGAAUGUGAAUCAGCUCCAACCAAAAGUAAGAAAGUUUUGAUUUUGGGUGGUGGACCAAAUAGAAUUGGUCAAGGGAUCGAAUUUGACUAUUGCUGUUGUCAUGCUUCAUUUGCUCUUCAGGAAGCAGGUUAUGAAACCAUUAUGAUGAAUUCAAAUCCCGAGACGGUGUCCACAGACUACGAUACAAGUGACCGUCUCUAUUUUGAACCCCUCACAGUCGAAGAUGUGCUUAACGUCAUUGAUAUCGAAAGGCCCGAUGGCAUCAUUGUGCAAUUUGGUGGGCAAACCCCUCUGAAAUUGGCUCUACCCAUUCAGCGCUACCUAGAUGAACACAAACCUCCGUCUGCUAGUGGUGGUCGGGUUAACAUUUGGGGCACUUCACCUGACUCCAUCGAUGCUGCCGAGGACCGAGAGCGGUUCAACGCAAUCUUGAAAGAACUGCAAAUUGAACAACCAAAAGGAGGCAUUGCAAAAAGUGAAGCUGAUGCCCUUCGCAUUGCAUCAGAAAUUGGAUAUCCAGUUGUUGUUAGACCUUCUUAUGUAUUAGGUGGUCGAGCCAUGGAGAUUGUUUAUAGUGACGAAAAACUUAUACGUUAUCUUGAAACAGCUGUUGAGGUGGACCCAGAGCGACCAGUUUUGGUUGAUAGAUACUUAUCUGAUGCCAUCGAGAUCGAUAUCGAUUCACUUGCAGAUUUGCAUGGUAAUGUCGUGAUUGGUGGAAUCAUGGAACAUAUUGAACAAGCUGGAGUUCAUUCAGGUGACUCAGCUUGUAUGAUUCCUACAAAAACGGUUUCACAAACGAGUCUGGACACAAUUAGAUCAUGGACCACCAAGCUGGCUAGACGUUUAAAUGUCUGCGGUUUAAUGAAUUGUCAGUAUGCAAUUACAGGUUCUGGGGAGGUUUUCUUGCUCGAGGCAAACCCCCGAGCCUCUCGUACAGUGCCAUUUGUCUCUAAAGCAAUUGGGCGCCCACUGGCUAAAUAUGCUUCGCUUGUAAUGUCGGGAUUGUCUCUUAAUGAACUUGGUUUUACAAAAGAAGUCAUCCCAAAGCAUAUUUCAGUCAAAGAAGCAGUCCUUCCAUUUGAUAAAUUUCAAGGAUGUGAUGUGUUUCUCGGGCCUGAGAUGCGUAGCACUGGCGAAGUAAUGGGGAUUGACACCGAAUUCUCUAUUGCAUUUGCCAAAUCUCAGAUAGCUGCAGGCCAGAAACUGCCAGUUUCAGGCACGGUGUUCCUUAGUUUGAAUGAUAUGACAAAACCCCAUUUGGGAAAAAUUGCCCGGGCAUUUUCAGUCCUCGGGUUCACUAUUGUUGCCACUUCUGGGACAGCUCAUAUUCUUGAAAUGGAUGGUAUUCCAGUUGAGAGGGUGUUGAAGCUGCAUGAGGGGCGUCCUCAUGCGGGUGAUAUGAUUGCAAAUGGACAAAUUAAUUUAAUGGUGAUUACGAGUUCGAAUGAUGAUCUUGACCAGAUUGACGGGCGACAACUGAGGAGGAUGGCUCUUGCUUACAAAAUUCCAAUUAUAACUACGGUUUCAGGUGCUUUAGCUACUUCCGAAGCCAUAAGAAGCUUGAAAACCACAAAGUUCAAAAUGGUUGCUAUUCAGGAUUAUUUUUUAGAAGAUACGCAGCAGAUCGAUAAUAAGAGUGCUGCAACAAUCACAACGGAGUUGUAGGUGAAAUGAACAUAUCCAUAACCCAUUUGAAGACUCAACUUCUGGCUUUGGAAAUUUUCUCGAGUUCAAACCCUAUGCUUUUUAGAUCAUUUCAAGGAUUAUAUUACGUUUUGUAGCUGUACUUAUAUGUUCUUCCGACACUAUAAAUCGUUGUGGUUAUCAUUAAUUUGGUAGUGGAAUCAUCGAUUCUUUUCUGUCAA
This is a messenger RNA of Erigeron canadensis, 3869 nucleotides long. RefSeq names its product carbamoyl-phosphate synthase large chain, chloroplastic. Gene Ontology annotation, cellular component: cytoplasm. The record is from RefSeq and is a predicted model, not a curated record. Gene Ontology annotation, biological process: L-glutamine metabolic process. Bases 130 to 3669 code for a protein of 1179 amino acids. Gene Ontology annotation, molecular function: ATP binding; metal ion binding. NCBI's taxonomy places the organism in Eukaryota, Viridiplantae, Streptophyta, Magnoliopsida, Asterales, Asteraceae. The transcript is spliced from 5 exons.